This is a messenger RNA of Epinephelus lanceolatus (giant grouper), 2018 nucleotides long. It is a transcript of the gene irgq2, whose product is annotated as immunity-related GTPase family, q2. Gene Ontology annotation, molecular function: GTP binding. Gene Ontology annotation, cellular component: membrane. The record is from RefSeq and is a predicted model, not a curated record. NCBI's taxonomy places the organism in Eukaryota, Metazoa, Chordata, Actinopteri, Perciformes, Serranidae.
UAGAGCUGCAGAAGAUUCAACAUUUGACAAACAAGAACAAAUAUUUCAUCCAAAGGGCCGAUUCUCUAGAUUUGUAGACAUGGCUGAUGUUUUGAAAAGCCUGAACCUCCUUGAGACCCUGAAAGAGUCCAUAGAACUCAAUAAGUUAUCAGAUGUCAAGGAUGCAGUUGAGGAUCUCCUGAUCAGCAGGAUCAACUUAGCUGUGAUAGGGGACCGUGGGGAUGAAAAAGCCACCUUUAUAAACUCCCUCCGAGGCCUCGGUCCUGGGGACGAUGGAGCAGCGCCGUCUCAGUCCACUGUUGCUCCGGAGGAAGUGGCAGGCUACCCAAACCCUAAACAUCCUGACUUUCGGCUGUGGGAUCUGCCACCCGUCCCAUCCACCUCUCCAUUUGAACCCGAGGGAUACAUGGAUAAAUUUAAGUUCCCGCGCUACAAUGCUGUCGUCAUGACAUUCACACAGACGCCCCAACCCAACAGUGUGGAGGUGUUCCUGGAGGCUCGGUCACUGCAGCAGCAAACCGUGUACUUUAUUCUCUUAGCUUCAGCAAAAGACACAGAAAAGAGCCUGGAAGAAAAGAGGAAAGCCAGUGUGGACGUGCUGACAUCACAGGGUGUGACACUGCCGAAAGUCUACCUGGUGAGACCCUCCACCCUGGAGAGGUUUGACUUCCCUGGUCUGUUGGAGGACAUGGGAAGAGACCUUCCAGAGAUCAGAGCCCACGCCCUUCUCUUUGCUCUCCCGACGCUUACCUCCGCUCUGGUCACUCAGAAAAAAGAAGCAUUCAAAGCACUAGUGUGGGCUGCCGCCUCGCUAUCUGGUGGAGUGUCGGCUAUUCCUGUUCCCCUUGUGGCCUCUAUGGUGGACUCAAGUGUAGCAGUGCGCAUUCUAACCAAAGCACAAUUAUCACUGUGCCUGGACGAUGAAUCAGUCGAGCGGCUGGCCCGACAGCGAGGCAUGGACCCCACAAGGCUCAAAGGACUGCGGACUUGUGUCCUGUCAGUGGAGGUCAGUAAAGGUGAAGUGAAAAAGCGGCUGGUGGCGGCAGAGAAGGACUUGGCCACGGUUUCGUCAAAGCUGGUGGAGAUGGCGAUGCCCAGACAUGCCCGCUCUGCCAGUCGCUCAUUUGCUGCCAUGCUACAAGCCUUAAACGGCGCCAUUGAUGAAAUGGCAGCUGACGCUGAGAAGAUAGUGGCUGUUGCUCUUGUGGAGGGGAAAUGAAGAAAAAUGUUUUUAUCUUUGUGUAACGUUUCCUGUUUACACGUGGUUUGUCUUUACUUUUCUGUUUUGGUAUAUAAGGAAGGCACUUUUAAUGCAGUACUGCAGAAACGUUUAUAUUUCACUGUUUUUCAGAGCUUAAAUUAUUAAAAGGACACAUUAAAUACUGCAUUAGCGUAUGUUCUGCAAACAGAAAAAGACUUGGCCCACCCUGUACAGCAGCUUUCACUAUUAGCAAAAGGCAUUAAAUAGAGGAAGUGAGAGGAAGUUGCAUGCACACUGUAGCAGGCAAGUUGAAGAAGAAAAUACAUUAUCACCUUCAUCAGUUUGUCUAUAAAAGAUUGUGUUCUCAGGCUUGCAUGGAUGGGCAUGCAAAUUUCACAAGAUUUUAAGUCAGCUGUGAAAACUUCCUUUUUUUAAAUCUUACUCUUACUUUAGGAGAGAUGGUGUGUGCUGCAGGCUGCUAUAAGUGGAUCCUCUGAGGUAAGAACAAGCUAAUUUUGUAUCUUUCACCGUGAAAUACUUACUGUGUUUGACCGCCUGAUUUCACUGAAUGAGUUAUCUCUGUCUGUGAUGGUUUAUCUCAGUCAUGAAGGAUGUACAAUGUCUGUGUCUAGAGAAAGUUUUGAUUUCUAAAUAAGCCCUUCAAUUGAAUGGGAAAAUUGAUUCAGUUGAUUUGCGUUCUCAAAAACAUGUUAUCUUGGUGUAUCCACAAAUGUACAGGAUUUGGCAUUUGUAUGUAAAUACUGUUUGUGGAGCAUUUAAGAACACCAAAUCUGUAAAAUAAAAGCACUUUACUGUU